AUGCCUGCAGACAAGCAUGUCUACCCACGCCACAAGGUUAUGAUGAUAACGUGCAAAGGGACCACGGGGAUGUUCAGUAAGAUGAAAACAGACUUGGAGAGGCUCAUUCCUCACAAUAAGAAAGAGAGCAAAUUUAACACAGCACUGCCGGUGUCUGCCUUGAUGGAGGUGAUAAGGCUCAGAACAUGUGACCACGCGCUGUAUUGGGAGAUGCGACAGCGCACUGAGCUCAUCCUUUGGGCUACAUCUUACCCCGAAGGGCCAACCGUCAAGUUCCAGGUAGCCAACCUACUAACUAGUGAUCGGAUGCGCUACCAGGGAAACUUUCAUAGAUUUACUCGCCCAAUAUUAUCAUUUUCUCACGAGUUUGACCAACCAGAAAAGUACGAGCUCCGGAUUAUUAAAGAGCUGAUGAAGCGCAUAUUUGCAACACCGCACCUCCACCACAAGAGCGUUCCAUUUGUGGAUCACGUAAUAGCAUUUCGCGUACGCGAAGAUGGCAUUUCCAUAGAUUUCCGGGUUUAUUCUAUUCAAAAGAACACAAACAUUAAACAGGGUGCAGAUCAAUAUAGCCUCGCGGAGACCGGCCCUUCAUUCGUACUUAUACCUUUCCAGAUUCUAUCUUCUGUAAUGUGUGGAGACAUACUAUGGAGAAACGAGAACUACGUUAGCCCAGGAGAGAGGGCCAAGCAACAGCGUGCAAGAGAAUUUAAGCAGCAACAACAAAAGCUACGGGAGAAGGAAAUAUAUAAUCAAAGGGAUAAAACUUUACCAGUCGAUCCUAUUGACCUGGCUCUUUCACGCGAAGGAUUUGAAGAGGUUUAUGGAAAGAUCUCCACUGUAGACAUUUAUGGUGGACACGAUGGCAAAUACUUUAUGGCACCCAAGAGGCCGCCUCAGCCUACUAAUGAAAUAGAUGAAGUAGAUGAAAUAAGUGAAGAUGAAGGUGAGGGUGAAGGUGAAGGUGAAUUAGAAGAAGAGCUGGAUGAUGAAGAGUAUACAGAUGAGGACGAGGACGAGGAUAGCUCCCAAAGCAGCAAAGAGUAA
Giardia duodenalis is the source of this 1047-nucleotide messenger RNA. RefSeq names its product Ribosome biogenesis protein Brix. The transcript has a single exon. The record is from RefSeq and is a predicted model, not a curated record. Gene Ontology annotation, cellular component: nucleolus. NCBI's taxonomy places the organism in Eukaryota, Fornicata, Diplomonadida, Hexamitidae. Gene Ontology annotation, molecular function: rRNA binding. Gene Ontology annotation, biological process: rRNA processing; ribosomal large subunit assembly. Bases 1 to 1047 code for a protein of 348 amino acids.